UUAUAAUACAAUGUUUCAUUAACCUUUAUGAUGAAAGAAUUAUUAAUGAUGCACAAAUGGUUAUACUUUAUUAUUAUUUUAUCCCGGUACAAAGUUCUUGCUACGAUGGAUGUUAAUUUGGACGAACUGAAAUAUUUAGCUGCAAGGCUUAACCCUUUCGAGUGUCGACGUCUAAUAGCCGCACUUCAUUACACCACUUACGAAUUGCCGAAUACGCUAGCAGCAGCUGAACGGAACGUAGACGAUGAGAUUCCUUGCAUCCGACAUCUGUUGCACUGGAACAGUUCUCCAGCAGAAGGGAAGGGCAAAACCCAUGAAGCUAUUGCACACAGAUUACGUCAAAUAAAUCGAUCUGAUCUAGCGGAUUGGUUAAGUAAAUCUGCAUUUAUGCAAUUAGGAAAGGAUCUGGGUAGAGCAGUGGUGAAGGCGUUUGAUGAACUUAGUAAAGAGGAAACGGAACCUUCUCAUCCAGUAACGCUGGAACCAAUUCAAACUUAUCGAGAAGAAGAAGAUCCUUGGGUACAAAUUGAUACCGUUCUGAUGGCAAUUUUAUUAGGAUUAUUAGGAACAUUAUUAACAUUAAUAUGCGCUACGAUUUUUAAAAAAAUAAGAGACCACUUACGUAAAAAUAAGUACAAAAAGUUGGCCCAAAAAGAAACACAAAAUGAAGAAGCAAAAAUGGAAGAGAAAAGAAUAAAAUACGUUACUGAAAGCAGCUCAGGAAUCACUGAUAAUGUCCAUCCGGAUAGCGAAACGGAGACGGAUUUUAAUUAAAAAUUAUAUAAUUUCAUUUGGAUUUUAGGAUAGAUA
This is a messenger RNA of Osmia lignaria (orchard mason bee), 810 nucleotides long. RefSeq lists its product as uncharacterized. The record is from RefSeq and is a predicted model, not a curated record. NCBI's taxonomy places the organism in Eukaryota, Metazoa, Arthropoda, Insecta, Hymenoptera, Megachilidae.